Messenger RNA from Fusarium keratoplasticum, 1368 nucleotides. RefSeq lists its product as uncharacterized. NCBI's taxonomy places the organism in Eukaryota, Fungi, Ascomycota, Sordariomycetes, Hypocreales, Nectriaceae. The transcript has 6 exons. The record is from RefSeq and is a predicted model, not a curated record. Gene Ontology annotation, cellular component: transcription export complex 2. The coding region runs from base 1 to 1368 and encodes 455 amino acids. Gene Ontology annotation, molecular function: RNA binding; double-stranded DNA binding. Gene Ontology annotation, biological process: transcription elongation by RNA polymerase II; post-transcriptional tethering of RNA polymerase II gene DNA at nuclear periphery; poly(A)+ mRNA export from nucleus.
AUGAAUACCCUGUUCGAGCAGUUUGCGCAGGCUCAUGCCUUGCGAAACGGCUACAAGCUAGCUCAAACUUUAUCUCCUGUUCCUCCACCAGAUGACCCUCAACGGCUGAUGGCUGUAUGGCGUAGUACGAAUUCUCACAGCGUCAAGGGUGAUAUCAAGCACUUCAUCAAAUCAAACACUUCCCAUCGACAGAAGUUGGACCAUGAUGAGGUGACGGGCUGGGUGGAUGUCUACCAGUCCUACUGGAAGGCAAUUGGUGAAAUUUUGGCUGGGGAAAGUGGCAAGUCUACAUGGACAAAAGUGUACGAGGCUUGGAAGGAACUGACCUCUGUGCUUAUUCGCGGAUACAACUCGCACGGAUUCGAAGCGUGGACGAUCCCAUCUCUCUAUAUGGUGGGCAAGUACCUGCGACUGUUCGCCAUCAAAUCUGACGAGGAACGCCAAACUCAAUCUCUGAGUGGUGCCCCUGGCGCCUCAUUGAUGGAUGAUGACUUCGAUCCUCAAACCGAAGGGCAGCUCCAACUACGAGACUGCGAGGGCCACCUCAAGCGAAUCUUUUCCCUGUGUCUAAACGACAGAGCCCCAUUAGAAGAAUCCAGGAAAUGGGGAAUUUACUUCGUCAUCAACCUCCUCUUCAAAACUUACUUCAAGCUUAACUCGGCAUCGUUAUCAAGGACCAUCAUCAAGACCUUGUCUGUGUACAACGACAAGGGAGACAUGCCGGCCCUCGAAAUGUUCCCAAAGUCUCAACGAGUGACAUUCAAAUUUUACGAGGGCGUCUUGCGUUUCCUAGAAGAGGACUACCUUGCGGCGGAAUCCCACCUCAACGAGGCAUGGAACUUAUGCCACAGAGAUGCCAUCACCCAAUCUGAACGAAUCCUGACCUACCUCAUCCCUUGCCGCCUUAUCACCAGCCAUGUCCUCCCCACCAAGACUCUCUUGGAAAACUACCCCCGACUACAGGAACUCUUCCUCCCGCUGGCCCGAUGCAUCAAAUCCGGAAACCUGAAGGAAUUUGACGAAGCCCUGAAAAGUGGCGAAGACGAAUUCGUCAAGCGGCGCAUCUACCUGACGCUCGAGCGGGGUAGAGAUAUCGCCUUGCGUAACCUGCUGCGUAAGGUCUUUAUCGCCGGGGGCUACGAUGAGCCAAAAGAGAGCGACACGGCUCCUGUGCGCCGUACUCGCAUCCCGGUGACUGAAUUUCAGGCGGCCAUUAGCAUGAGCAGCGGCCAGAUGAUCGAGGGUGACGAGGUUGAGUGCCUACUGGCCAACAUGAUUUACAAGGAAUUGAUGAAAGGUUAUAUCGCUAGGGAGCGAGGCAUUGUGGUUCUGUCCAAGAAGGGUGCUUUUCCCGGCACAGGAGUGUGA